CUUGAAAGUGAUUAGACGGGAAAUUUCAAAUUUUAAUAUGUGUUUUUAAAAAUUGUGUAAUAAGUGAAAAACAAUUAAGGAAUAAUGGAUUACAGGCUGCAAUCACCAUAUUGUAGUGGCUUUAAAGUUCCUAUUCAGCAGAAAGGGCUGAUUAUGCAACAUUUAAUAGUCCGAAAACUGACAAGAAGGGAACUAGAGGAUAAGUAUCUACGACUAAUUGAUGAGAAUUAUGACCUGAAACGUGAAAAUAAUGUCCAAAAAGAGAAGAUUAAAAUACUUACAACAAAGUUAUUGCGGCUAUCAAAAGAAAACAGUCGUUAUAAGUCCCGAGAGUUCCUGUUUAUGGACGAAAAUAAUGAAAUCCUUGAAGCAGAAGAGUUUUUCAGAGGUCGUAAUAAUCGACCUGCUUCUUCAUCAGCAAUUCCUAGAAAAUCAAUUGACGAAAACUUGAGAAAUUCAACUCCAAAUCUAUCGAAAUUUAAAAGCGAAUUAUCCUUGCAAGAAACCAUGAGUAGAUCCCAUAGCAAUAAUAAAAGUUCCGACGUAAAGAAUGCUGAUUCGAAUAAAACACGGGACAUGCAGGAUGAAAUUGAAAGGCUUACAGAGGAAUUAAACAAGCUUCAAGAGAUAAGUGAAUUGGAAAAGGAAACAAACGCCCAGUAUGAGAUACAAAUAAGCGAAUUAAAGGAUAAAUUAAAUGGGAAGAAAAUGCAAAUGGAACUGGAAACUAGUGUUGAGAUUGCGGAAUUAAAUAGGAAAAUAAAGGAACUUCAAAUUGAAUUGAGGGAAAUGGAAACAAGAUACAAAAAGAAAUUGGAUGAAAAUAUCGCUGAGAACGAAAGAUUAACGGAAACAAUUGAAAAAGAAAGGAACAAAGUCAAGAGAUAUGAGGCACAAUCACACGAUUUGGAAGCAUCUCAGAAGAUGGUUGAGGAACUGAUGGAACAGAUAUCAUCAUUAGAAAAAGAUAAGGCAGAAAUAGCCAUGCAAUAUGAAAAAUAUGCAACAAUUGCUGACGAGGUUGUCAACUACAAAAAAAGCAUGUCUGAAAUGGCUGAUACAUUAAAUUUGCGUGAAAGAGAAUUAGAAAAAGAACGAGAGGAUCGAGCAUCAAUUGAGCAUUCACAGGAAGAGUUAUUGAGAAAAAUGAAGGACUUACAGAAAGAAAAUGACGUUUUGGUUGUUAAGCUGGAAGGCUUAAAAUCUGAAAAUGAUAGCUUAAUCAACAAAAAUAAGAAACUUGAAGAUCGCAUGAAGUAUCUAGAAAGUGAGAAUAUUCAUCAAUUACAGCAGAUUAAUGAGACUCUUAAGCUCCCAACACCAACAAUUCGAGAUCCAGAAAUGAUGCCAAGCUGCUCAGAUGAAGUUUUAAUAAUAUAUGAUAUUGACGAGCAAGUUAUUAGACAGACAUCUCUAGAAAUGAUUUCACCAGAAAAGUCACCAACCUCAACUUUAGAUUCUCGCAGAAAGUCGUCUACAUCAAACCUGACUAUUCCACCAGUUAUUAUAAACGAUGAUAAACGUCCAGCAUCUUCUGAAAAAGAUCUUAAAGUCAUUCCAAAGAUUGUUGAACCAACCACUUCUGAGGCAUCAAAGCAAACUGAAGAGCAUUGCACAAGUACGAUAAAUUCUCAAGAUGUUCAAACAAUUCCACGUGAUUCUCCUGACAAGCAGGCAUUCGCUGAAAUGUUUUCUCAGUCAGUUUCUAAGGAAGACGGAGACGACGAAUUCGACCCAAAGACAUUUUCCAUAGAUCAGCAUAAGGAAAGAAAAACAGCUCAGCAAACCAAAAUAGAAACAUCAAUUGAACGUGCUAAGGACAUACUCUUGAGUGACAUUUUGGGAACCAAUAAAUCCACAAAAUUAUCAAUGAUGAAGCGUGUAAGACUUAGUGUGGAUACUAAAAUGAUAUCACCAAUGUAUACACCUCGAAUCUCAUCACUGUCAAAUAAUUCAGGUCAAGAACAUCUAAAACUUAAUUUAAGUGACUACAAACCAACCCUAAAAGCGACUCAAAAAAAGUCUGACAACGAAUCACUAGAAGAAUACAUCCAUCGCAGCACAUCAUCUAGAAACUCAACAUCAAGUCAAAAAUCAGUUCCUCAGCUUGUUUUAGACCACAUCGAUAAUGAGAAAAUUUGGUUAAAGCACAACACGCAUACGAUUGAAAUUGAGAUAAUUAAAUUAGAACUUUGUGAGAAUUCAGCAUUGCUAGAUGACAAUAAUGCUAACUUCCUAUACGUAGAAUAUUCAUUUAUGAACUACAAAGGCUACCUGCUUGAAACACAAUCACUUCCCAAACCGAAAAAGUCCCGAGAUUCUACAGCGUAUAACAUGAUUAGGAAAUUUGAUAUUAAUGCACAAAACAAAGAUUUUAAACAUUUUAAAGCAAUGGUCGAUAAGAAGACAAAUACACCGAUAAAAUUUUUAAUUGUCAGCGAACCAAUCGAUGCUGAAAAUGAUGAUGAUGAUGGCGGGAAUUGCGACGAAGUUGGAUUUGCAUGCAUAAAGUUGAAUAAAGUGAUUGAGCAAUCAAAGAGCAAUACUGAGAAUAUUGUAGCCGACUGUUUCUCUAUAGCAUAUCCACAUGAACUGAUAGCAUAUUUACAUAUCAAAAUUACAGGCAUUGAUGUCUUAAAGAAACUAUCAAUGCUGAAAUAAAGAAAAAUUGAUAUUUUC
This is a messenger RNA of Chironomus riparius, 2679 nucleotides long. NCBI's taxonomy places the organism in Eukaryota, Metazoa, Arthropoda, Insecta, Diptera, Chironomidae. The record is from the annotation of a GenBank genome assembly.